AUGACAAAUAGAUUUGGACAAUCAUUGGUAGUUGAACCAACGGUAAAAACAUCAUCAUCAUUCUUUGAUUACAAUUGUACACUGCCACUUGGAUUUGGUGUCAAUGAUGGGGAUAUAUACUUGUCGGUCUAUGGGUUGAGAGACAAGUUGGAUAAUCUGAUUGGAUACUCUACUUUGAGGUUAGAGACUUCUGGAUUCACUUCAAUGAUUCAAGUUGGUUAUUCAUUGGAUAUUCCAUCGAUUACAGGUGUAGAAGGGUUCUAUAGUUAUCCAUCAAACGUGCCUGUACAGACUGAUAUCGAGAUUAUCACUAUUCGUGGAAAAGGGUUUGGUGAUAAUGCACAACAACUCGUUGGAGUGAUCGAGUAUGGUAAUGGUACCAGUCAACUACACACGAUUACCAUGGCACAUCACAUCAUGGUGUUUAUGGAGUAUAAUCCUAGAUUGGCGGUUGUUGAUCGUCCAGUUCGCGUCACUUUGAGACGAACUGCGACCGAUAACGUGGAGCACCCCUUCACUGUCAUGCCAAUCCAGCUCCCACCACCACUUUUAUCCGUAUUUGUGCCCACACCAACUGCAUGUUCUCCGUCCCCAUCGUCGUCGUCGGUCAACUGCACUGGCAAUGGACAGUGUACAUUUGACGGUUGCCUGUGUAAUUCGGGAUGGUCAGGAUUCUUUUGUGAAUCGACCGUCAUCAAUGUCGAUCAACCAACAUUCAACCAAACAUCACCAAUCAUUGAUAUUAUAGUCAAAGAUAAUGCAACCACAGUCAUUCGAUCAGUCAUUGCAGUUGUAGCAAUUAGAGAGUUAACAAUGGACGGAACAGUAUUCCAAGAGUACAUACCAAAGAUUUGGACAUUAAAUGUUACAACUCCAAAUAAUAUUAAUAAUACCAACUCUUCAAUUGAAUUAAAAUAUCAAACCAUUCUACAACAAACAAAAACAUUAGUUAAAGUAACGAUUGAAUGGUUUGCAGUUGACAGUCAAGUAGAAUUUGCCAAUCAAACCAUAAAUAUACCUGCAACAAGUACAAAGAUUUCUAUUGGUAUUUCAGCGUAUCCAUUUGACACUGUUACGAAUACUCUACAAGUGGUGUUAAAGACUUCGGUUGAGGCAACCUAUGAUUCUGAAUGUUCAUCUAGAGAGUAUGGAUAUGGUGGAGACAAACAAAACAAUUUAGAUUGGAUAAAGUUAAAUAUCGAUGACAAAAGUCUUUGGGGUCAAUUUAUUAGAAGAGGAAUUCUAGAUGAUAGAAUAGCAACUAUCAACAAUCAAAUUUUAACAGAUUACAUUGACAAUAGUACAUCUUCAUCUUCAUCCUCCUCACCAUCAUCAUCAUACACAACAAAUUAUAUUGGGUUGGAUGUACCUUAUUACAAUACAUAUGUUCAACUUGAUCCAAAUUUCGUUCACUUGAUUAAUGUCGAUGGUGGAGGAGGAGAUAUGAGCGAUUCAACUUGCAAGACACCUACCAGUGGAUUGACAAUUGGUCAAAUAGCAGGCAUAGUAGUUGGAUGUAUUGUAGCUGCUGCCAUUGCCAUCGCAUCAACUAUGUAUAUCAUAAGAAAAAGGAAAUGGAACAAAUCUAAAAAGAAAAUGGAUCUAAAAUUAAAAAGAGCCAGUACUUCGUAA
Molecule: messenger RNA, 1632 nt
Organism: Cavenderia fasciculata
Lineage: Eukaryota; Evosea; Eumycetozoa; Acytosteliales; Cavenderiaceae
Exons: 2
Coding region: 1-1632 (543 amino acids)
Biological process (GO): sexual reproduction
Source: RefSeq, a predicted model, not a curated record